UUGAUAUUCUGAAAACCAAGCACUGUCUAAUAGACGUACUUUUCAACGCCUUCAACAAACCGCUACAUCUACAACUACAAGUUCUUCGCCUUCUCUGGUUCAUGUUCUUGCAUCCUCCAAAAGCUACUGUUUUUAUUGAGCAAACCGGUUUCAUAUCAAAUGGGGUUCAUUGAAAGAUUCCCAAGGCUUCUGAGGAGAAUAUGAGGAUCUCUCUGCUAUUCCUCUGCUGAUUUUUUUACCAUCUGAGUGGAAUUUUUCAAGUGGGUUAAAUAUGUAUGUGGUGGAAAGCAAAGGAGGUGCUAUAGCAUGCAUGCUGCUUGCCUUGAUCUUCUUGGGCACAUGGCCUGCUAUCCUCACUCUCCUGGAACGACGAGGCCGGCUUCCUCAGCAUACUUAUCUGGAUUAUUCAAUCACAAAUUUUUUAGCUGCUAUACUUAUUGCUUUAACAUUUGGUCAGAUAGGCAAUAGCACACCUGAGAUGCCAAAUUUUUUAACUCAACUUUCACAGGAUAAUUGGCCCUGUGUUUUAUUUGCAAUGACGGGCGGGGUGGUCCUCAGCCUGGGAAAUCUUUCCACACAGUAUGCUUGGGCUUUUGUUGGUUUGUCAGUGACAGAAGUGAUCACUUCAAGCAUCACCGUUGUCAUAGGCACAACCUUUAACUAUUUCUUGGAUGAUAAAAUUAAUAGAGCCGAUAUUCUUUUUCCCGGGGUCGGUUGCUUCUUGAUUGCUGUUUGUCUUGGCGCUGCUGUUCACUCGUCCAAUGCAGCUGAUAACAAAGUAAAACUUGACAGCUUGUCUAGUGAUCACAUAGAUGCAAUGAAGGUUUCCAAUACUUCCAUGAUCCCAAAUGAGGCUGCGUCGAAGGAUCUGGAGAACAGAAAUGACCCUGCUCAGAAGGCCAAGGCUGGAACUGCAGGUUUUCUUGUACAGCUUGAGAACAGAAGAUCAAUUAAGGUUUUCGGGAAGAGCACUUUUAUUGGAUUGGGAAUAACUUUCUUCGCCGGAGUUUGCUUCUCUCUCUUCUCGCCUGCAUUCAACUUGGCCACAAAUGACCAGUGGAACACUUUGAAGACAGGAGUUCCUCAUUUGGUUGUUUAUACUGCGUUUUUCUACUUCUCAUUAUCUUGCUUUGUCCUUGCCAUCAUUCUAAACAUCACCUUCCUUUACCACCCUGUACUGGGCUCACCCAAAACAUCCUUCCAAGCUUAUCUGAGAGAUUGGAAUGGUAGGGGCUGGGCCCUUUUGGCUGGUCUCCUAUGUGGAUUUGGCAAUGGUCUCCAGUUCAUGGGAGGUCAAGCUGCAGGAUAUGCAGCAGCUGAUGCAGUUCAGGCACUUCCACUGGUGAGCACUUUUUGGGGCAUCCUUCUGUUUGGAGAGUACCGAAAAUCAUCCCGAAGAACAUAUAUAUUGCUUUUCAGCAUGUUGUUUAUGUUUAUUACGGCUAUUGCAGUCCUUAUGGCAUCAUCAGGGCAUCGCAAGUGAAUAUUCAACUGCAAAGUCCUCGUCCGGUGAUAACAAAAAGGAACAAGAAGAAAAGAUUUCCCAAGUCUUUGUCUGGAAAUCGUGUAAAACAAGAAUUUAUAAAUAAUUGAUGAAAUAGUCGAGAGCAGCUGGUUGGUGAA
Prunus mume (Japanese apricot) is the source of this 1623-nucleotide messenger RNA. Its product is annotated as ureide permease 2-like. NCBI's taxonomy places the organism in Eukaryota, Viridiplantae, Streptophyta, Magnoliopsida, Rosales, Rosaceae. Gene Ontology annotation, molecular function: allantoin:proton symporter activity; uracil:monoatomic cation symporter activity. The record is from RefSeq and is a predicted model, not a curated record. Gene Ontology annotation, biological process: nitrogen compound transport. Gene Ontology annotation, cellular component: membrane.